UAACUCUCAAGUUAUUGUGUGACCUACUGAUUCAAGAGUCAGUCGUGUUAAUAAAAACAAAAUACCUAUUGCAUUUUUACUUCAUAUUUAUGUAUUUGUAAAUCCGACGAUGUGGAAACUUAUAUGUAUAAGUUUUUGGACCUAUGUUAUAGUCCUUAUCGCUUUAACAGUACCACUGGAACUUGCGAAUUGAACUUAAUUGGAUUGUUACUGUCAUUUAAAGUUUUAAGUAAUAGAUUAGGAGCCGUUGUUGCAGAGAAAACCCGCAAGAGCAAUGAUAUUAUUUUUCAACGAGUGAUUAAUGCGGGCAUAAUUUUUGCGGGAUUUGCAAGCGUGUGUUUAUUUUUAGGAUGCUUUUAUUGCUAUUGGGUGCAAUAUUCGAAUCAUCGAUUGAGGAAAAGCUUGAAAGCAAUAGAAAAAGAGAUACAAGUGCAACAAACUAACAAAAACAACCAACAAGUUGGAAGGAAAGAAAAUAAAGAAAGUAGAAAAACAGACAGAUGUAAAACUAUGCCUGAAGAAGUCCGAGUCUCCGUUGUUUAGACCCAGUUGUCUUUAUAAAGCUAUUUAUAUUUCGUAUUAUAACAACAAUAAAAUUAAAAUGUUUAAAAUUGUUGCAAUUAUUAAAUUAUACAUUCAAAUUACACAGUUCAAACAAUCAGCGUCAUGAUGCGAGGCCAGUCUAUUUUAGUUCCCUUGCUCUCGUUCGGCGACCCAACUAAACAUUUCGCAAAUGUCUCAUACCUACUGCGUGAUUUUAAACUACCUAUCUCUUAUUUUAGUUUGCCUGUUUUGUGUCAAAGUGUACUCGUAUUGUUAUUAAAUACUUAAGUAUCAACACAUUAAUGUGUGAACGUAUAGUUUAGCGUCUAAGGUAUAUUAAGAAGCAUUAUUGUUGUAGUAUUUGUACGCCGCGUGUUUAUAAUGUGUCGUCGUGGUCAAAUAUUUUUUUGUGCAUUUCUUAUUAGUGGUUGGUGUGCUUUAACAUCUGCUGAAUUGUCAACGGCUGAAAGUAAUAAUACGAAUUGUAAUGAUGUCGGUGACUGCCCAUCAAUAGACACAGAUUGCAAGGAGAAAUGCGGUUGUGAUCGAAAUAUCCCAACUAGUUUUAAUAAAACGACCCAGGAAUGUACAGUAAACGUACAAUUGUUAAUCCUGUCAUUAAAGGAGAAAUAUAAUACGGAAGCUAAAAUUCGAGCGGAGGCUGAUAGACUAUUUAAAGGCGUCGUAGUUGCCGCCUUUCUUUUCAUUGCGUGUGCCAGCGUCUGCACUUUGAUUGCGUGCAUUUAUUGUUGCAGAAUUAAUUACACAGAUUAUCAGCUGAAGAAAAGUAUCAAAGUGCUUGCGAAGAAGACGGGAAAAAAGUCUCAAAUAAUAAAACCCGCCAAGGUCCCCACAGAACAAGUGGCACAGAGUUGCAAUGUUGUUGUAGAAGACGCCGGUAUAUUCUGUGUUUAAAAUGAAUAUUGUUUUGCGAUUUCCUAUUAUGAUUGGAACUACUUUACGAUUGUAUAAGUAAUUUAAAAAAACUGUUUUGUGUGAUGAAAAUGUUUUAAGGAAA
Molecule: messenger RNA, 1561 nt
Organism: Cydia fagiglandana
Lineage: Eukaryota; Metazoa; Arthropoda; Insecta; Lepidoptera; Tortricidae
Exons: 9
Coding region: 925-1458 (177 amino acids)
Source: RefSeq, a predicted model, not a curated record